Messenger RNA from Racocetra fulgida, 896 nucleotides. NCBI's taxonomy places the organism in Eukaryota, Fungi, Glomeromycota, Glomeromycetes, Diversisporales, Gigasporaceae. The record is from the annotation of a GenBank genome assembly.
AACUUAAAUCAAUAUUUAUCACAUCCGAAGCAACGCUAACGCCUAAUGUACCACCAUUCCUACCACAAGCUAUAAUCAAAAAUAACAACGCUAAAGAUGAUAUUAACUACAUUAAAAAUAUUGAUAAUUAUACACAUUGCGAAACGGACGCACCAAUUGACUUUGGUUUGAUACCUUCAAAAUAUGUAACCGAUUCUAUGAGAUCCAAAUCCCCACUAAAAGAUAAACAACUUCCUAGAUGGAAACAAUCGAACAUUACUAUUCUUCCAAAUUAUAUAACGAUUACUCAAUGUUCCAUUCGUUUUUAUAUACAUAAAGAAAUGAAACCUCCUGUAUAUUUAUAUUAUCGUCUUACAAAUUUUUAUCAAAAUGAAAGAAAUUACGCUAGAAGUUUGGAUACAGAUCAACUUAAAGGAAAGGUUAUAGAUAAAGAGAAAAUUAAACGUGGUGGUUGCAAGAGCCUUGGAAUUCUUCAUGGUACUAUAAUAUAUCCAUGUGGAUUACUUGCAAAUUCCAUGUUUAAUGGUAUGUUUAAUGUUCAUUUGAAAUAUGUUUUUAAUCAUAUAAAGAUAUUAUCUAAUAUUUGUUGUUUUCAUUUAGAUACCAUAGGAAAUCUUACUUUAAUCAACGAUGAAUCACUACAAAUUACAAAUGUAACAUACAAUUUUUCUUAUACCGGUAUUGCACCACCUGCAGACGCAGCAAAAUAUAAAUCUACUGGAUAUAAUAUUAGUGAAAUUCGACCACCUUCAAAUUGGGUAGCAAGAUAUCCAAAUGGUACAUAUACAGACGAAUAUCUUCCAAUAGAUCCAUCAAAAGAUGAACAUUUUCAAAAAACCAUAUGGAUUGAACGAACAUAUGCCAUUACAAGUUGGAUAUUAUCAAAUAGACGUUGA